AUGAGGGUAUUGACUCUCGCCGCCGGUCUUGCCUCGGCCGCUGCGCUGCUAUCGUCAGCCGUGCACGUCGUCGAAGCUUCCAGCACCGAGGCCAAGGUCCACGGCCAUGCAGAAAAGCCCCAGUUCGCGGCCGCCCAGAACGUUGAGCACCACGCUCGGAGCCCUCAAGAUCCUAAUGAGCUCGUUAGCUACGACUAUGGAUACUCGUUGCCGGCUCCUCCGUCUCCCACUACCUACGGAGACGAGUCUUCUUCGUCGUCGACUACCGCUUACGGAAGCACUUCAAGUGAUGAUUCAUACACCGGAGUCAGCUCGGUCGCUAGCGUCACCGGCGCUUCAAGCAACUCUUCUUCGUCAACGGCGACUUCGACAGACACCGAAUCUGGUACCUUGGCUACAGUUUCAGAGGAGCCCACGCUGUCAAGCUCAUCUGGGACAUCAUGGAACUCUACAACUGCCCCCUGUCACUUCGCCAAUCACCACGGGAACGGCAUCCGCGACGCUGGCGCCGCCAUUCACUGCGUCCAACUCGUCAGUGACAACUUCAAGCGGCACUGGCUCUCCCGCUUCAAUCUCUGCAGGCUCAACUUCGGAGUCGACUUCGGCUACCGGAUCAGCCACGCUGGCGCCGCCCAUCACAAUGACCAUUGGCAACACCACUACUCUGCUUCUACCAACGACCAGCCCAACAUCACCCACAUCUUCGAGCUGGAACACCACAGUCCCGCCAAGCUCGGCGUCUAG
Molecule: messenger RNA, 744 nt
Organism: Colletotrichum karsti
Lineage: Eukaryota; Fungi; Ascomycota; Sordariomycetes; Glomerellales; Glomerellaceae
Exons: 4
Coding region: 1-744 (247 amino acids)
Source: RefSeq, a predicted model, not a curated record